Otolemur garnettii (small-eared galago) is the source of this 3399-nucleotide messenger RNA. Its product is annotated as zinc finger protein 850-like. The record is from RefSeq and is a predicted model, not a curated record. Gene Ontology annotation, biological process: regulation of transcription by RNA polymerase II. NCBI's taxonomy places the organism in Eukaryota, Metazoa, Chordata, Mammalia, Primates, Galagidae. The transcript has 5 exons. Gene Ontology annotation, molecular function: RNA polymerase II cis-regulatory region sequence-specific DNA binding; DNA-binding transcription factor activity, RNA polymerase II-specific. The annotation marks the transcript as partial.
UUUCAGGGCUUGAAGUUUAAAGAUGUUGUCAUUUACUUCUCUCAAAAGGAGUGGGGAUGCUUGCACACUACUCAGAAGGAUUUGUACCGAGAUGUAAUGUUGGAAAAUUAUAAUAACCUGAUCGCACUGGGACUUUCUUGUACUAAGCCAAGUGUGAUCUCCUUAUUGGAGCAAGGAAAAGACCCUUGGAUGAUUAAAAGGAAGGAAACAAAAGAAUGGUGUCCAGACCAGGAGUCUGGAGGAGAAACCAAGAAUUUAUCUCCAAAAGAGGACAGUUAUAAAAUUAAGUCCUUGCAAUGGGUUAUAAUCAGAGAUAACAGAGGAAUCAAAUGCCAGGUGGAGAGACGACAGGGGUAUCUGGAGGGACUUUUCACCCAAAAUGUAACAACCUCUGAAGAAAGGGCCACAUCCAUUCAGUGCACAGCCCAGAAAGAGCAUCAGAGAGUUCAUACUGGAAAGAAAUCCAGGUGCCAGUCACAUCCUAUUCAUCUUGAAAGAAUUCAUAAUAAGGAAAAGGAAUCUGAAUGUAGAGAAUGUGGGAAAAUCUUUAAUAGUAGAUCGGACUUGAUUAAGCAUGGAAGACUUCAUGAAAGCAAAAACUGUAGUGAAAAUAAGAAAUGUGCCUUUAUUCAAGACUCUGGAAUUAUUCAACCUCAGAGCAUUAAUACUGUUGAGAAACCUCAUAAGUGUAAGGAAUGUGGGAAAGCCUUUCAUUCUAGUUCACAACUUAAUCAUCAUCAAAGGAUACAUAUAGGUGAGAAACCCUAUAAAUGUAAGGAAUGUGGGAAGGCUUUUCCAUCUACCACACAACUUAAUCUACAUCAGAGAAUUCAUAGUGAUGAGAAGUACUAUGAAUGUAAAGAAUGUGGGAAAGCCUUUACCCGUCCUUCACACCUUUCCCGACAUCAGAGAAUCCAUACUGGUGAGAAACCCCAUAAAUGUAAGCAAUGUGGGAAAGCUUUUCGUUAUGACACACAACUUAGUCUUCAUCAGAUAAUUCAUACUGGUGAGAAACACUAUGAAUGUAAGGAAUGUGGAAAAGUGUAUAGUUGUGCCUCACAGCUGAGUCUACAUCAAAGAAUUCAUACCGGUGAGAAACCACAUAAAUGUAAGGAAUGUGGAAAAGCUUUUAUCUCUGAUUCACAUCUUAUUCGACAUCAGAGUGUCCAUACUGGUGAAAAACCCUAUAAGUGUAAGGAAUGUGGGAAGUCCUUUUGUCGUGCCUCAGAACUUACUCGACAUCAGAGAGCUCAUGCUGGUGAGAAACCCUAUGAAUGUAAGGAGUGUGGAAAAACCUUUACUUGUAGCACAGAACUUGUUCGACAUCAAAAAGUUCACACUGGUGAGAGACCCCAUAAGUGUAAGGAAUGUGGAAAGGCUUUUAUCCGAAGGUCAGAACUUACUCAUCAUGCCAGAAGUCACAGUGGUGAAAAACCCUAUGAGUGUAAGGAAUGUGGGAAGGCUUUUAGUCGUGGCUCAGAACUUAGUCGACACCAGAAAAUUCAUACUGGUGAGAAACCCUAUAAAUGUAAGCAAUGUGGGAAAGCCUUUAUUCUCCUUAAAUCCUCCAAGAAUAGGCAUCAGAGAAUUCAUUCUCAUGAGAAACUCCUUGAAUGUAAGGAAUGUGGGAAAGAUUUUAGUUUUGUAUCAGUCCUUAUUCGACAUCAGCGAAUCCAUACUGGUGAGAAACCUUAUGAGUGUAAAGAAUGUGGCAAGGCCUUUGGUAGUGGUGCAAACCUUGCUUACCAUCAAAGAAUACAUACCGGUGAGAAGCCUUAUGAAUGUAAGGAAUGUGGGAAGGCCUUUGGUAGUGGCUCAAACCUCACCCACCAUCAAAGAAUUCAUACUGGUGAGAAACCAUAUGAAUGUAAGGAUUGUGGGAAAGCUUUUAGUUUUGGAUCAAGCCUAAUUCGACAUCAGAUAAUACAUAGUGGUGAAAAGCCUUAUGAGUGUAAGGAAUGUGGGAAGUCCUUUAGUUUUGAAUCAGCCCUCACUCGGCAUCACAGAAUUCACACAGGUGAGAAACCUUAUGAAUGUAAGAACUGUGGAAAAACGUUUGGCAGUGGUUCAAACCUUACUCAACAUCAGCGAAUUCAUACUGGUGAGAAACCUUAUGAAUGUAAAGCAUGUGGAAUGGCCUUUAGUAGUGGUUCAGCUCUUACACGGCAUCAGAGAAUUCAUACUGGUGAGAAGCCAUAUAUAUGUAAUGAAUGUGGGAAGGCCUUUAGUUUUGGAUCGGCCCUUACUCGACAUCAGAGAAUUCACACUGGUGAGAAACCUUAUGUAUGUAAGGAAUGUGGGAAGGCUUUUAAUAGUGGUUCAGAUCUUACUCAACAUCAGAGAAUUCACACUGGUGAGAAACCCUAUGAGUGUAAGGAAUGUGAGAAAGCUUUUAGAAGUCAUUCAAAGCUUAUUCAGCAUCAAAGAGUGCACACUGGUGAAAAACCUUAUGAAUGUAAGGAAUGUGGAAAGACCUUUAGUAGUGGUUCUGACCUUACUGAACAUUGCAGAAUUCAUACUGGUCAGAAACCCUAUGAAUGUAAGGAAUGUGGAAAGUCCUUUAGUAGUGGGUCAGCUCUUAAUCGGCACCAGAGAAUACACACUGGUGAAAAACCCUAUGAAUGUAAGCAUUGUGGGAAGGCUUUCUGUAGUAGUUCUCACCUUACUCGGCAUCAGAGAAUUCAUACUGGUGAGAAGCCAUAUAUAUGUAAUGAAUGUGGAAAGGCCUUUAGUUUUGGAUCAGCCCUUACUCGACAUCAGAGAAUUCACACUGGUGAGAAACCUUAUGUAUGUAAGGAAUGUGGGAAGGCUUUUAAUAGUGGCUCAGCUCUCACUCAGCAUCAGAGAAUUCACACUGGUGAGAAACCCUAUGAGUGUAAGGAAUGUCAGAAAGCCUUUAGAAGGCGUUCAAAACUCAUUCAGCAUCAAAGAGUGCACACUGGUGAAAAACCUUAUGAAUGUAAGGAAUGUGGAAAGACCUUUAAUAGUGGUUCUGAUCUUACUCAACAUUGGAGAAUUCAUACUGGUCAAAAACCCUAUGAAUGUAAGGAAUGUGGGAAAGCCUUUGUUAGUGGCUCAAAACUUAUUCAACACCAGCUGAUUCAUACUGGUGACAAACCCUAUGAAUGUAAAGAAUGUGGAAAGUCCUUUAAUAGUACCUCAGCUCUUAGUCGGCACCGGAGAAUACACAGUGGUGAGAAACCCUAUGAAUGUAAGCAAUGUGGGAAGGCUUUCCGUAGUAGUUCUCACCUUACUCAACAUCAGAGAAUUCAAACUAGUGAGAAACCUUAUGAAUGUAAGCAAUAUGGGAAAGCUUGUGGGAGAGGUUCAAGCUUUCAGCAGUAUAAGAAAAGUAAUAAUGGUGAGAAGCUGUGUGAAUUGGAAACUCAAUCAAUUUAA